AAAUAAGGAAUCGACUUUUCCAUUUCUUACUUGUCAUGUCGUUCUUUUCAAGUGCUCGAACCCGCCUUCAGUCACUUGCCAUUUUUAUUGUUAAUAGUCGUGUUGGAAACUUGACUCAUGAGAACCCUUUGACUUUUCGUUUCUUCAGCUAUCCAAAGCAUAACUUAUAUACUACUUCUGUGUUGCCUGGGUCAAGUCAUUCAUUAUACAAAGGCACUCAUGGUUUCCCUCAUAGACAAGUACUCCAACAACCAACACUAUUAUUAUCGCUCAAACGCUCGUUAUUCUUACAAAGUCAACCCACUCCUAACCCAGACUCUGUCAAGUUUUUACCAGGUAGAGAAGUAGUUCCUAAUGAAGCAAGUGUAGACUUUCCCAACGCUCAGUCUGCUCAAAUAUCGCCUUUAGCAAAAAGGCUGUUUCGGAUUGAAGGCAUAUCUUCAGUUUUCUUAGGUCCUGACUUUGUGACGGUAACCAAAAGGGAAGAUGUCAGUUGGUCGGUGUUAAGGCCUGAGAUAUUUGAAGCCAUACUAGAAUUUUAUAGUAGUGAAGAACCCGUUCUUUUGGGAAGUUUACCCGAGUCAGAUACUACUAUAAGACCGGAAGACGAUGAAGUAGUUGCUAUGAUAAAGGAAUUGUUGGAAACAAGAAUCAAACCUGCAGUUGCAGAGGAUGGAGGAAAUAUAUUGUAUAGAGGAUAUAAUCCAGAUACUGGUAUUGUAGACUUGGAAUUACAAGGUUCUUGUACGACUUGUAGUUCUAGUGUAGUGACUUUGAAAAGUGGAGUAGAAAAUAUGCUUAUGCACUAUAUUCCUGAAGUCAAAGGUGUAAGAGAAGUCAUAAGUGAAGAAAGACAAAAGAUGGAACAAGUAAGUAGAGAACAAUUGCAAAGUUUAGAACAAAGACUUCGAGACUCCGGUGUAUUGAGAAGUUGACUAUGUUGUAUGAAAAUCAUAAAAAGAAUGUAAAAAAAGAAAGGAUUGGAAAAGGAGAUUAUAUAAUAUCUUAUAUGACAUUGGGUUUCCAAUCUCUAUUGUACUUUACAAACCAACCAAAGAUAUUAAAGCCUUGGAAAAAGUUGAGUAAGAAAUCAACGAAUGGUUCCAAGAACAAGUUUAUAAAUAGUGAAACGAAUUU
Galdieria sulphuraria is the source of this 1137-nucleotide messenger RNA. RefSeq names its product putative iron-sulfur cluster scaffold protein. The record is from RefSeq and is a predicted model, not a curated record. Lineage: Eukaryota; Rhodophyta; Bangiophyceae; Galdieriales; Galdieriaceae. Gene Ontology annotation, biological process: iron-sulfur cluster assembly. The transcript has a single exon. Bases 36 to 935 code for a protein of 299 amino acids. Gene Ontology annotation, molecular function: iron ion binding; iron-sulfur cluster binding. Gene Ontology annotation, cellular component: mitochondrion.